UACAGGCUCAGGAGUUUCCCAAUGUGUGUGCAACCAAUGGUGUUCUAUAAUAAAAGCUGAUUCUGUUCCUGGUAGUUUUUCGAAAACUCUUGAUAGGAAGUCUUCACCUGUAGCCUAUAUAAGACAGGCAUCAACACUGGUGUUAGUGUCAGCAGUAGGAUCUAUCAUAAUAAUUCGAAAUGAGGGUAUUCGCAGUAUUGUCGGUGCUUUUCAUUGGCCUUGUUUUGACAGAACAAACCUUGGCGCAGGGAAUUUUAGGCAGAAUUCGGGACAGACUCCGGUCGGGGUAUGACUUCGCCAGGCAGGCUGGGCAGGGUACUCGGGACAUGUACAGAGCUUACAGUGACAUGAGAGAGGCUAACUGGCGUAAUUCGGACCAGUAUUUCCACGCACGUGGUAACCAUGACGCCGCCAGUCGGGGACCGGGAGGCCGCUGGGCAGCAAGAGUAAUCAGCAAUGCACGAGAGGGUUAUCAGAGCGGAUUGAGUGGACAAGGCCCAGAAGAUACCGCUAGGGACCAAGAGGCCAAUCGCUGGGGGCGAAAUGGCGGGGACCCGAAUCGAUACAGACCCGAUGGGUUACCAGAUAGAUACUGAUAAAUACUGAUGAAAUCUGUUGUUGAAUUCUCUAUUACAAUAAGUAGAUUAAUUUUUUUCCACUUUUUUCAUUUUAUUAAGGUCUUCCGUUUCAAACGUAUUUAAUUGUAUUGUUAAAAAAUUGAACGGAAGACACACUCGUUACUCUUAAUGAGAUCGUAUCUAGUUAAAAAAGAUAUUACAUACAAAACUUGCUGUACUUCUUAAUAAAGUUAGAAUUCUUA
Molecule: messenger RNA, 820 nt
Organism: Magallana angulata
Lineage: Eukaryota; Metazoa; Mollusca; Bivalvia; Ostreida; Ostreidae
Product: serum amyloid A-5 protein-like
Exons: 4
Coding region: 180-596 (138 amino acids)
Cellular component (GO): extracellular region
Source: RefSeq, a predicted model, not a curated record